Astyanax mexicanus (Mexican tetra) is the source of this 1506-nucleotide messenger RNA. RefSeq names its product zinc finger DHHC-type palmitoyltransferase 15a (gene zdhhc15a). Gene Ontology annotation, cellular component: Golgi apparatus; endoplasmic reticulum. Lineage: Eukaryota; Metazoa; Chordata; Actinopteri; Characiformes; Acestrorhamphidae. The transcript has 12 exons. The coding region runs from base 132 to 1085 and encodes 317 amino acids. Gene Ontology annotation, biological process: peptidyl-L-cysteine S-palmitoylation; protein targeting to membrane; synaptic vesicle maturation. The record is from RefSeq and is a predicted model, not a curated record. Gene Ontology annotation, molecular function: protein-cysteine S-palmitoyltransferase activity.
CAGUUAGCCAAUCACAGCACUGGGGGCGGAGUUUUAGUGUUUCGGGGCGGAGCCGGUCGGAGUACGGGUGGGUUAAAGUGAAGGGGAAUGCCGGGUUGGCGGAGCUGCGCAGAAGCUGCUGCUGUUCCAGUAUGAAGGUUCUCCGGUGGGUUCCGGUACUGGUCGUCUCCUCCGUGGUCGUGUGGUCCUAUUACGCUUACGUCAUUCAGCUCUGUCUGUUUACAUUGAAGUGCAGCACUCAGAGAGUAUUAUACCUAUCUGUGUUCCACGUGUGUUUUCUGAUGUUCUGCUGGAGUUUUUGGAAAACUCUCUCCACUCGAGCCACAAGUCCAUCCUCCCUGUUCCAUCUGCCGUACACACAGCACUAUGAUCUGCCGGACAGCAUAGAGAUGAACGAGGAGAUCCUUCUCAAGAUUGCACACAAGCUUCCGUUACACACACGCACGGCUACAGGAGCUUUCAGGUUUUGUCGACACUGUCAGCUGAUUAAGCCAGACCGUUGCCAUCACUGUUCAGCCUGCCAAAUCUGUGUAUUGAAGAUGGAUCAUCAUUGUCUCUGGUUGAAUAACUGUAUUGGAUUCUCCAACUACAAGUUCUUCUUGCUUUUCCUCCUGUACUCUUUACUCUACUGUUGUUAUGUUGUUGCUACAGUUACACCUUCCUUUGUUCACCUGUGGCUGUCUGGGAUGUUUGACAGUUCAUCUAAGCUGCACGUGUUGUUCUUGACGUUGGUGUCGGCCAUGUUCCUGCUGACUCUAUUUUGUUUGCUGGUCUUUCACUGCUGGCUUGUUGCCAACAACAGAACCACCCUUGAGUGGUUGUCAGCCCCAUUUUUCCCAGAUGGGCCAGAUAGUGGAGCAUUUGACGUGAACGUAAGAAAGAACAUAUCUCAAGUGUUUGGCCAGGAUUGGAAACUUUGGCUAUUUCCUGUUUCCAGCAGUCAAGGUGAUGGCCACUCCUUUCCCUUAAGAAAGAGGAUCGCAUCCCACCAUUCAAUCAUAGCAAAUGGUGUUGAAUGCUUGGACAGAGAAGGAGUUGUGGUUUCCCAAGACAGCUGCAAUGUUGCCAUAGCAAUAGACGACUGAUGAAUUUUAUAAUAAGGUUGUUUUGGAGAAAGUGGAACAGAACAUGCUGUAAAAUGUAAACUGGACAAGAUUUACACUCCUGAACAUCGUUUAAGCUCAGAGGCAGAGGCAGGACGAGGUGUGUGAUCCUGAAAAGUAAAUGACACUGUGAAAUGGAACAAUGUAGAACACUUGAACAGUUAUUCAAAUCAGUUUUACAGUGUGUUACAGUGGUUUUAAUUCAAUGUUUCUAUCCAUUGGAAAUCUGCUGGAUAUUUGUGUGUGAGAUGUCAAAGCCGAACAUCCUAGCCUAACACCAAAGCAAGAAUGUUUAUUUUCCAAAAAUGUUUUUGGUCUGAAAAUUUGCCAUCUUGAGUUGAGUUGUCUUCCAUGAUUUCUUACCAAAAAAGACAGAAAUAAAGACAAGUUGUUUUGUACAAAA